Molecule: messenger RNA, 5065 nt
Organism: Polyodon spathula (Mississippi paddlefish)
Lineage: Eukaryota; Metazoa; Chordata; Actinopteri; Acipenseriformes; Polyodontidae
Product: short transient receptor potential channel 5-like
Exons: 11
Coding region: 518-3451 (977 amino acids)
Biological process (GO): manganese ion transport; calcium ion transmembrane transport; regulation of cytosolic calcium ion concentration
Cellular component (GO): membrane; cation channel complex
Molecular function (GO): store-operated calcium channel activity; inositol 1,4,5 trisphosphate binding; protein binding
Source: RefSeq, a predicted model, not a curated record
GCUCCAUCAAAAACCAUGACAACUGCAGCUUGCCUGCUGGACCUACAGCAAGACUUCAGAAACCAACCAAAUAAGAGGGAGGGAGACGAGGGAGCGAUUGUUUUCUAGAUAUCAUUACAACAAAAAGAGAGGGAGAAUCCUAGCUGGGGGAAAACAAAAGAAACAAAAUAAUUUUCAUUUGAACCUGUGUCUUUAUUUGCUGUUUUUUUCGGGGGAAAGUGUUCUUCCUUGAAUCAUCAGGUCAUUCUCUGUUGGAAAAGAUGGACUUUCUGUUUCUAGUCAUCUUUUUCUGGUGUACGCUGAAGACUGGAUGAUUUUCUGUCAGGGUUUCAGAAAAGAUGUGGAGGGGCUGGAUUCUAACCAAGUGCAUUUGGAUCUGGAGCAGUUUUUCUUUUUCCCAAUGCAAUAAUGCUUUGAGAUUGUGAACUGGACGAAUUCAGUUUGCAUACAAGCUGCAUUUCAAAUAAGGACAGAGACAAGCAUGUAAACAACCAGCCAUUUGCAGGUGGCCUGAACCAUGGCGCAGCUCUACUACAAGAAGGUGAACUACUCUCCUUACCGGGACCGCAUCCCCCUGCAGAUCGUCCGCGCAGAGGCUGAGCUCUCUCCCCAGGAGAAAGCCUACUUGAUCGCGGUGGAGAAGGGGGAUUACGCCAGCGUGAAGCAGGCCCUGGAGGAGGCAGAGAUCUACUACAACAUCAACAUCAACUGCAUGGACCCCCUGGGGCGCAGCGCCCUGCUCAUCGCCAUUGAGAACGAGAACCUGGAGAUCAUGGAGCUGCAGCUGAGCCACAACAUCUACGUGGGGGACGCGCUGCUCUACGCCAUCCGCAAAGAGGUGGUGGGGGCUGUGGAACUGCUGCUGAGCCACCGCAAACCCAGCGGGGAGAAGCAGGUCUCUUCCUUAAUGAUGGAUAACCAGUUUUCAGAGUUCACUCCCGACAUCACCCCUAUCAUGUUGGCAGCCCACACCAACAACUAUGAGAUCAUCAAGCUCUUGGUCCAACGCAAGGUCACCAUCCCACGGCCGCAUCAGAUCCGCUGCAACUGCGUGGAGUGCGUGUCGAGCUCCGAGGUGGACAGCCUCCGUCACUCCCGCUCCCGCCUCAACAUAUACAAGGCUCUGGCCAGCCCCUCCCUCAUCGCCCUGUCCAGCGAGGACCCCAUCCUCACCUGCUUCCGGCUGGGCUGGGAGCUCAAGGAGCUGAGCAAGGUGGAGAACGAGUUCAAGGCGGAGUACGAGGAGCUUUCCCAGCAGUGCAAGCGCUUUGCCAAGGAUCUCCUGGACCAGGCCCGCAGCUCCCGGGAGCUGGAGAUCAUCCUGAACCAUCGGGAUGACCAGAGCGAGGAGCUGGACCCGAGCGAGUGCCACGACCUGGCCAAGCUCAAACUGGCCAUCAAAUACCACCAGAAAGAGUUUGUGGCACAGCCGAACUGCCAGCAGCUCCUGGCGACUCUGUGGUACGACGGAUUCCCUGGUUGGCGCCGGCGGCACUGGGCUGUCAAGCUGCUGACCUGCUUCACCAUCGGACUGCUCUUCCCGGUCUUCUCAGUGGUUUACCUGCUAGCUCCCAAGAGCAGCCUGGGCCUGUUCAUCAAGAAGCCGUUCAUCAAGUUCAUCUGCCACACCGCCUCUUACCUGACAUUCCUGUUCCUGCUGCUCCUCGCCUCCCAACACAUUGUCCGCACAGACCUGCACAUGCAGGGCCCUCCACCCACCAUUGUCGAGUGGAUGAUACUGCCCUGGGUGCUGGGAUUCAUUUGGGCUGAAAUUAAAGAAAUGUGGGAUGGGGGGUUCACCGAGUAUGUCCAUGACUGGUGGAACCUGAUGGAUUUCGCAAUGAACUCCCUGUAUCUCGCCACCAUCUCAUUAAAGAUUGUUGCAUAUGUCAAGUACAACGGCUCUCGACCACGGGAAGAGUGGGAGAUGUGGCAUCCCACCCUGAUUGCAGAGGCCCUGUUUGCCAUUGCCAACAUCUUCAGUUCUCUGCGGCUCAUCUCCCUGUUCACUGCCAACUCACACCUGGGGCCCCUGCAGAUCUCACUGGGCCGCAUGCUGCUGGACAUCCUCAAGUUCCUCUUCAUCUACUGCCUGGUGCUGCUUGCCUUCGCCAACGGCCUCAACCAGCUGUACUUCUACUAUGAGACCAGCGCUGCAGAGGAGCCCCAUAACUGCAAGGGCAUCCGCUGUGAGAAACAGAACAACGCCUUCUCAACGCUAUUUGAGACCCUGCAGUCCCUGUUCUGGUCUGUGUUUGGUUUGCUGAAUCUCUACGUCACCAAUGUGAAAGCCCGACACAAGUUCACGGAAUUUGUUGGUGCCACCAUGUUUGGCACGUACAACGUAAUCUCUCUCGUGGUGCUGCUGAACAUGCUGAUAGCCAUGAUGAACAACUCCUACCAGCUCAUUGCAGACCAUGCCGAUAUUGAGUGGAAGUUUGCCCGGACGAAGCUGUGGAUGAGCUAUUUUGAUGAGGGGGGCACCCUGCCGCCCCCCUUCAACAUCAUUGUGAGCCCCAAGUCCAUCUGGUACCUGUGCGUGUGGCUUCACCGGCAGCUCUGCCCAGGGAAGAGCCGUGACGAGGAGCACAAGAAACGCGAAAACUUCAAGACAUUCACUGAACGCCAUGCUGACAUCCUCAUCCAGAACCAACAUUACCAGGAAGUCAUACGAAAUUUAGUGAAAAGAUAUGUAGCCUCCAUGAUAAGGAGUGCCAAGACAGACGAGGGUCUAACGGAGGAGAAUUUCAAGGAGCUGAAGCAGGACAUUUCCAGUUUCCGCUAUGAAGUUCUCGACCUGCUGGGCAACAGGAAGCCCCCGCGGCGGACCUACUCCUCCAGCAGCGAUGCCACCCUGAAGGACGAGAUUAAUGACAAUGGUGGGAGCAAGAGCAAAUCCAAGAACGUCUCCUUCAACCAGGCCGACAAAAAGAAAGAUGCCGUCAGCGUGUCGGCUCUGUUCCGCUCCAUGUCGGGAAUCAACAUUGCUGAGGAGAAACCAAAGAGCAAUGGCUUCAAGAAGUCCUUUGUCAAGAACGGCAACAGGCUGCAGAGAAUCUCCACCUCCAAAAAGGACUCUUUCAAGAGACUGGGCCUGCUGUUCUCCAAAAUGAACGGGCAUGUUUCAGAGCCCAGCUCCUCAGAACCCAUGUACACUAUCUCGGACGGACUUAUUCAGCCCAAGCACAUGUGGCAGGACUUCAAGUACUCUCAGAGUGAGGUUCACCUCAAUGAGGUUGGCAAGGAUGAGCCGGCCAAGGUCAACGGCACGGACCGUCUCCUGCCUCCCAUCUGCAGCAACUCCCUUCAAUGUGCUUCCAGCAUCACCGCUUCCAGCUCCAAGCUCAUCAACUCCACGGAGGAUGUGUUUCAUGGCUGGGAGGGUGGUUGCAGUGUGCUCAUUAACAAUUGGAAAGCAGGACAAGAGGACAACAUUACCACACAGUUAUGAAAAGGGGAUGGCGAGCUUGUUUAACACAGGGCAGUGCCUCCACUUUUCUCAUAGCUGGAUACAGCCGGACUGGAACAGACUUGAGACUUGAUGUAGCUUUACCUAGCCUGUAAAACCUUUAAUCUCUUGCCGGCUACUAACUUUUUAAACUGAGCUCAGGGGGGUGGGAGUGGGUAUGGUAGUUAUAGGGUUGGAUCUACACAGGACCUUCCUUCCAAGUCUUGGAAGGGCAGUUCCAAUUACUUUUAGGGUUGUGUUUUGUUUUUUAAAACCAAUUACAUGUUUUAUUACUGGCAAAAUGUUUCAAAAUGGAAUUGAUAUGAACUUGCCAAGCACUCUUCUUGUGGACCAUUCCAUUUCAAAAUGAUCAAUGGAUUACAAAAAUGCCACUCAAGUGUUUUUUGUUUUUCCAUUACGUUUGCAAUCACUCUGAAGGGUUUGUUUCAAUAUUAAGAUUUGUAGAAUGUUUCUCUAACUGGUUGCCUUGUUGCUUACCAUGUUCAGAUAAUUUGUUUUUGCUUCCUGACCUUUCAACUCUUCUAUACUUCACCAUAAAUCAGGUAGAGGUAAAAACAAUAUUUAAAAUGGCAUGGCUUUUUGUUCUUGAUACAAAUUUAAAGUAUUGCAGCUAGCUACCAGACACAGGAAGUUAAUAUGGAUCAAGAAACAAUGAAUUGACCGAUUUGGUUUUAAUAAUGAAAAUCUGCAAUAGAACUGAAUAAACAAGACAAAAAGCAAGCAAUCUUCAGCAUAAUUAAUUUGGUAACAGUCCAGUACAUAUUUGGCUAGUUCAGUUGUUAAGGGCUCAUCUGAAUCUGUGCUGAUGUCUUUCAGUGAGGUACUGGAUUUCUGAGGAGCAGUGUUGUGGUGUAGAGCAUUACUUUUUUCAGUAACUUAACUGUAAUGGUUCCUUUUUCAAAACAGGUAACAAAAUGGUAACGGAGUAUGUUUUAGGUGAAGAAAGAAGUUACUUUUAGUUAAAGAAGAACCAUGACUAAUGCAUAACACAAAAAUCAGAAGGUUACUUCAAAAACAGGCAAACCUUACAUUUCACAAACGCUGUUCACAUCCUCUUGCAAGAAUAUGGUGUCAGGAGGGAACGAGUGGGUUCGAUACCUGGAUCUUCAAAGAAUAUUUCCAGAUCCAGCCUGACCAAACAAAAAAAUGGAUUCUCAGUAAGAUGUAAACUGUGGCGGAGGAGUUACUAUUUGGAACUUUAACUAGUUACAAUUUUGUUCAAGUAACUCAUACCUGUAACACAUUACUUUUUAAAAGUCACUUCCCCAACACCGCUGAUACAUGAGGAAGAUUUUAUUGAGAUAAAGAGUUUAAUUACCACUAACAGAGAUUGGAGUAUAUUCAGAUUCAAAUAUGUUAUGUACACGGUUAACCCAUAGCAAUGGAUUAGUGUUAGUAUAUAAAAAGGUGGUAAAAUAAAUUUACUGAUUCCACGUAAAACCUAUAGCCAUACCUACAGCCAAUGUACAGAACUACAAUCUUCCUCAGCAGUGAAUGAACAUCUCUCACUAAAAGCAAAACAAUGUUACAUUUUGGUUUAUUAUGUAUUCAUAUGUUUGACAGACAAAAUGUUUACCAAAAAAAGUCUAAACUAAA